Cladophialophora bantiana CBS 173.52 is the source of this 531-nucleotide messenger RNA. RefSeq lists its product as uncharacterized. Lineage: Eukaryota; Fungi; Ascomycota; Eurotiomycetes; Chaetothyriales; Herpotrichiellaceae. The record is from RefSeq and is a predicted model, not a curated record. The transcript is spliced from 2 exons. Bases 1 to 531 code for a protein of 176 amino acids.
AUGAGUGUUACCCUUCCCCCAGUCACCGUCACCGGUACUCCAAGCCUUCCUGUGGCCACGCCAGCCGCUCUGGCAGCUGCUGGAUGCCUGAGUGACGCCCAAGCAACAAGCAUAGUCAGUGCGUGGAAGACCAUCCUCACCUCGCCAGAUCGAGCAAGCGCGAGCGCAACGGCCCAAACACUGAUUGCGGACGAGUUCCUGGAAACAAGCGAUGCGAUCAAUUCUCUGGCCGGAAAUUCGUUGGGCAACGCCACUUUCGAUGGCAAGGACGGCUUCAUCGCUGCCGUGCUGCAGAAUUUACCCGUCCCGCUGCUGACCACGCUGGACAUCUUUCACGACUGCAGUCGGAUUGCGUUCUACUGGGCUGCCAGCGGAGUAGGUUCAGCACUCGAGGACGUCCGGGGCGUCGACCUGCUGUAUGUUACAGAGGACCUGUCGCAGAUCAACAUGGCCAUGGUCGAGUUCAACAGUCUUGCGUGGGGGAAGGAUGUGGGGUGGCAGAUUGUGAGGGCGAACGGAACAAAGUAUUGA